Molecule: messenger RNA, 558 nt
Organism: Monoraphidium neglectum
Lineage: Eukaryota; Viridiplantae; Chlorophyta; Chlorophyceae; Sphaeropleales; Selenastraceae
Exons: 7
Coding region: 1-558 (185 amino acids)
Biological process (GO): monoatomic ion transport
Source: RefSeq, a predicted model, not a curated record
AUGAAGCAGAGGGAAAAGCUGGAGCAGGAGGAGGUCUUCAGGCGUGCCAUUCCUGAGCGCGAGCGGCGCGGGACGCGACUCGUGUUCCGCCAGGGCAGCCCCUUGGUGCCUGCUGACCUGCAGCUCGUGGCCGCCUCGAGGGCCGGCGCCACCAUCAUCAUGAGUGACCAGAGCAGGCGCGUGUGGAGGGGCGGGAGGACACCUCAUGACCCCUGCUCCCUUGACCGCAGGACCCCUGAUGAGGCGGACGCACAGGUCAUCAGGUGUGCCAUCCUGCUUGACGAGCUUGAUGACUACAGGGGCCUCAGGACCGGCAGCGCCGCCGCCACUGGGCACGUUGUGGCUGAGCUGCGCACGCGCAGCGCGCUGCAGAUACUGCGCUACAGCUGCAGCCCCAGGGUGGUGGGCGUGCCCACGGGGCAGCUCAACGCGCGCAGGCUGGUCAAGAUGGUCAAGGCGCCCUUCAUCUCCUGGAUAGCGGGGCGCCUGUUCAACUUCGAGAACAAGGCUUCAAACUACGUGCAGGCCUUCCCGGAGCUGGUGGGCUGCAGAGUAUGA